UGCGGUCACUCUGUGCUCCCCAGAGCCCCCCCGUGAGCCGGCGAUGGGGGACAGCGAUGACGAGUACGACCGGCGGCGCAGGGACAAGUUCCGGCGGGAGCGCAGCGACUACGAGCGCUCCCGGGAGAGGGACGAGCGGAGACGGGACGACUGGAGCGACCGGGACUGGGAGCGGGGCCGGGAGCGCCGCAGCCGGGAUUACCGGGACUACGACCGGACCCGGCGGGAGCGCUUCUCACCGCCCCGGCACGAGCUGAGCCCGCCGCAGAAACGGCUGCGCCGGGACUGGGAUGACCACGGCACUGACCCCUACCACAGUGGCUACGAGCUGCCCUACAGCGGGGGCGGGGCCGGCCCCACCUACGGCCCCCCCCAGGCGCCCUGGGGCCCCCACGAGAUGCAGCACCAGCUGCUGCAGCACCAGCUGCUGCCCAUCCAGGCCAGGCUGGGCACCAUCGCCGAGGUGGACCUGGGCAUGGCGCCGCCGGUGAUGAAGAGCUUCAAGGAGUUCCUGCUGUCGCUGGACGACGCCGUGGACGAGACGGAGGCGGUGAAGCGCUACAACGACUACAAGCUGGACUUCCGCCGGCAGCAGCUGCAGGAGUUCUUCCUGGCCCACAAGGACGAGGAGUGGUUCCGCUCCAAGUACCACCCGGACGAGGCCGGGAAGCGGCAGCAGGAGGCCCAGGCCGCCCUCAGGAACCGCCUCAGCGUCUUCCUGUACCUGUGGGAGCACGGCUGGUUCGACAACCUGCUCCUGGACAUCGACCGCGCCCCGCAGAUCAUCAAAACCCUUGACGCAGCGGUGAUUAAGAUGGAGGGGGGCACUGAGCACGACCUGCGGAUCCUGGAGCAGGAGGAGGAGGAGGAGCGGACGGAAAAGGCCGAAGGCCCCAAAAAGGAGGAGCCGCGGCCACCGGAGCCCCCCGGGAAAGGCCCCACGGAGCGCCCCGAUGGCGACGACAGCGCCAAGGCCGAAGGGGCGGAGCCAGGGGCGGAGCCUGCGGCAGGGGCGGGGCCGGAGGAGGAGGAGGAGGGGCCGGACAAGGGGCCCAAGGCCGAGGAAGGCGACAAGGAGGGCGGGGCCAAGGCGCGGCCGCGCCAGCGCAGCCGGGACAGCGAGGACGGGGACAGCGACAGCGGGGACAGCGAGGGGGGGGCACGGAGAGCCCCCAGCAAGGACGAGGAGCCCAAGGAGGAGAAGGCCGCGGGCGGGGACGGCGCCGGGACCCCUCCCCCCGCGGGCGCCCCCUCCCCCAAGGGCAAGGAGGGGGCUCCGGGGGGGGCCCCGGGGGGGGGCCCCGAGGCGCGGCCGCGGCCGCUGCACAAAACCUGCUCGCUGUUCAUGAGGAACAUCGCACCCAACAUCGCCCAGGCCGAGAUCGUGGCGCUGUGCAAGCGCUACCCGGGUUUCAUGCGCGUGGCACUGUCGGAGCCGCAGCCCGAGAGGAGGUUCUUCAGGAGGGGCUGGGUGACCUUUGACCGCAGCGUGAACAUCAAGGAGAUCUGCUGGAGCCUGCAGAACAUCCGGCUGCGGGAGUGUGAGCUGAGCCCCGGCGUGAACCGGGACCUGACGCGCCGCGUGCGGAACGUGUCCGGGCUGACGCAGCACCGCCCCAUCGUGCGGCACGACAUCAAGCUGGCCGCGCGGCUGGUGCAGGCCCUGGACGCCCGCGCGCGCCUCUGGAGCCCCCCGGGCGCGGCCGCGGACCCCCCCGGGGACGGCGGGGACGCGCCCGGCCAGCCCGAGCCCCCGCCCGCCGCCGAGCCCGGGGCCCAGAACCCCGUGCUGCGGCACAUCACCGAUUACCUGAUCGAGGAGGUGAGCGCCGAGGAGGAGGAGCUGCUGGGGCAGGGGCAGGGACAGGGACAGGGACAGGGCCAGGGCCAGGGCGCGGCCCCGGCCGAGGACGCGGCGCGCGAGACCAACCCGGCCGAGGUCACCGUGGAGCGCGACGAGAAACUGCUCAAGGUGCUGGACCGCCUCCUGCUCUACCUGCGCAUCGUGCACUCGGUCGAUUACUACAACACCUCCGAGUACCCCAACGAGGACGAGAUGCCCAACAGGUGCGGGAUCAUCCACGUGCGGGGCCCGCUGCCCCCCAACCGCGUGUCCCACGGCGAAGUGUCGGAGUGGCAGCGCGGGUUCGAGGCGCGCCUGGCGCCGCUGCUGGCCGGGCCCGGCGCCGUGCCCGAGGAGGAGGCGCAGCGCCUGGGCCGCAAGGACCCCGAGCAGGAGCUCGAGAAGUUCGUGAGCGCCAACACCCAGGAGCUGGGCAAGGACAAGUGGCUGUGUCCCCUGAGCGGCAAAAAGUUCAAGGGCCCCGAGUUCGUGCGCAAGCACAUCUUCAACAAGCACGGGGACAAGAUGGGCGCCGUGCGCAAGGAGGUUUUGUUCUUCAACAACUUCCUGAUGGACCCCAAGCGCCCGGCGCUGCCCGAGGGCGGCAAGGGCGGCCCCGCGGGGCCCAACGCCGGCCUGGCCGCGGGGGCGCUGCCCUACCCGCCCCAGUCCCCGCAGGGGCUGAUGCCCUACGGGAGCCCCCGGCCCCCCAUGCUGGGCUACGCAGGGUCCCACCCGUACCCCCCCGGGCCCUACGGGGGUCGCGGCAGCUACGAAACCUUCCGGGGGCAGGGGGGGGCCGGGGGGGGGUACCUGAACAAACCCCGCAGCAGGAUGGUGCGGGGCGACCCCCGGGCCAUCGUCGAGUACCGGGACCUGGACGCCCCCGAGGACGUGGAUUUCUUCUGACCCCUCCCCCACCCGGGCCCCCCUUUUGAUACGGCCCCGCCCCUCCCCCCUUUGUACGGCCCCGCCCCCCCAAAAAACCCCAAAUAAAGCGGCACCGCCCGGC
Molecule: messenger RNA, 2855 nt
Organism: Vidua chalybeata
Lineage: Eukaryota; Metazoa; Chordata; Aves; Passeriformes; Viduidae
Gene: SRRT
Product: serrate, RNA effector molecule
Exons: 19
Coding region: 44-2752 (902 amino acids)
Biological process (GO): mRNA processing; primary miRNA processing
Cellular component (GO): nuclear body
Molecular function (GO): nucleic acid binding
Source: RefSeq, a predicted model, not a curated record